AGUGAGGAAAAACACGGACAAGCAGCUGUUCAGUCAGUGUUAUGUUACAGAGCUCACGUGUAAGACUUUACUGCGUAUAGUGCUGUAGCAGAGACUCAUUUGGAUCGCCAAUACUACAAUGGAGCCCGUCAUAAAAAUAAAUCCUGGAGCGACGAAAUGGGACAUUCGUCAGAAAGUUUGGGACUACAUCGAAGAUAAUAAUCUGGCGAAUUUCCCCAGGCCUGUUCACAACAGAAUCCCAAAUUUCAAGGGUGCUUUCACAGCCUGUACCAAGGUGUCUGAGCUGCAGGAGUUCACCCAGGCUACUGAGGUGAAGGUGGAUCCUGAUAAACCUCUGGAGGGUGCCCGGCUUGCAGUGUUACAGGCGCAGAAAACUUUACUGGUCCCAACUCCUCGUCUUCGUACUGGCCUUUUCAAUAAUAUCACUCCUCCCCAGGGAGCCAGCAAAGAACAGCUACGCAUAUGCUCUUCCUCACAGGGUGUGAGGGACUUCAGUGUGCCUGUGGACCUGGAUGCGAAGGUGAAGGUGGAACUGGUAGUGGUCGGCUCUGUGGCGGUGUCAGAGAAAGGCUUGCGGAUUGGAAAAGGAGAGGGCUUUGCUGACUUGGAGUUUGGCAUGAUGGCCUCCAUGGGAGCUGUGAAUGAGUCUACUGUGGUGGUUACUAUUGUCCAUGACUGCCAGGUGGUGGAUAUUUCAGAAGAGAUAAUAGAAAGCCAUGACCUGACAGUGGACUACAUCCUCACACCUACCAGAGUCAUUAAAACGGAUUGCCAGUUCCCCAAACCACAGGGAAUCUUCUGGACUAAGCUGGACAAUGAAAAGCUGGAGAAGAUCCCCAUCCUGAAGAAGUUGCGUGCUCUGGAGGAGCAGGCUGGAAAGGAUGUAACACUCGGGGAGGCCCCCACUGCAGCAGAGCCUGGUCAGACCGGUCCACCCAAAAGGCAGACCAGACGGAGGCCAAGGCAGAACAUACACCAGGAUGAUAUGGGAGAAUCCAAACAGGAGAACACAGAGUCAGAAAAGAAAGCCAGACAGCGCCCAGCUAGAGUGAGGAAAGAAAGCAGAGGAGAUGGUGGGGGAGGUUAUGAGAGAGGAAAGGGGAAAAGAGGAGAGAACAUGAAGGAAAAGGGCCCAGAGGAGGGGGGAAGUGAAGUCAUGUCUCAACGUAAGCUCCCUCUGAGUGUGACCACAGUUUAUCUGGGGGGAAUCCCUGCUGGCCUGCGUGUGAGUGAGCUGAAAGCUGCCCUCAGAGAGAAGGAGGCCGCCCCACUGAGGCUCACCUGGCAGGGAGCUCAACACAGGGCCUUCCUGGACUACUGUGACCCUCAGGCUGCAGAGCUGGCCCUGGAGGCUCUGCAGGAUCUAAGUCUGAAUGGUCACAGUCUGCAGGCUGAGCUGGCCAAGAGCCAGCGGGGAGGCAAGAGGUCUGGACAGUCCAAUCGGCGACCAAGACCAUCAACACCCCCGAAAUCCAAUACUCCACCAGCAGAUACUGAGAGUGACACCAAUGAAAAGACUGAGGAGUAAUAGCAAUAUGCAAUACUCAGCCCAAGAAGUAUUAAUUGUGGAGCAACGUAAAAUUGCCUUAAGAAGAAAUAAGUUAGUUUUUUGAUAUUUUGGGAUUUAUUACAAGAGGACAUCAGUUAUUUGAACCAUUGACGUCUAAAUUGACGGCCAAGACUGGCUUAAAAAAUAUGAAUAGAAUAUGCAAUUAGUUUAAUCAAAAAGCAUUUCACUAAAAAGGUAUUUUGUACAUAUACCAUUUCACAAUACGUAACAAAACACCUAUGUGCCUUGUUUAUUCUCACGGUCUGUCUCGAGAGCCUUCUGUUUUUCAAGGCCCUUUUUUGAGUAGUUCUUAAAGAUGGAGAGUUUUUUCCUUUAAAACUGUAGACUGUAUACAGUCUUUGUUAAAAUACAUUUGUAGAGUAAAUUGUUGUAAAGCGUUCUCAUACUUUCCUUCUCCGAGGGAGUCUUAUUUUUAAACCUGUUUGUCUGCUUGUUAAUCUCAAAACUAUUUACUAAGGUCGUGGCUCAAAGAUGAGCUGUUUUAAUUUUUGUUGCAGAUGGCGCAACCAUGUGGUCAUUUAAACCAUUUAUACCAUCCUGACGAUUCCUGAGCCCAGAAGCUUACCAGUAGAAGGAAAGAAUCCCAUGUCCUACAUUUUAUUAAUAUAUAUAUAUAUAUAUAUAUAUAUAUAUAUAUAUAUAUAUAUAUAUAUAUAUAUUUAUUAUAUCCACACCCAUGUUUGACUACACAGGAGUUGAUUCUUUUAAAAACACGUUUUUCAACUCUCACAAUCUAUCAUAUUUGAAUGACCAUAGCAUUAUUUUUAUUUUCCAUUGUGGAAUAGACUCAUUUGACAUUAAUUGGCAUACAUUGCUAUACUGUGCAGUUGCAACCAAACUUGGAGGAUCUGAAUAUAUUUUCACAUUUUAUACCAUUUUGAUUACAGACUACAGCAACAUAUUGUGUUUAAAUGACCAUAAUUCAGUCAUGAUUGACUCAUGAUAAUUCUGACGAGUUGAAUUAUUUUUCACAAUUCACCCUUUCAUACGGCCUAGGGUUCAGGUAUUCUUAAGAAAUCCUUAUCCUUCCAUGUAUUUAAACUAGGAUCUGGAUCUAGAUGCUGAUUAUACAGAUCUAAACCUAUUUUAUUUUAAAAUAACUAAUUUAGAGGUUUCUGUAGCCUUGUUGGAGUUAUGCUUUUUGAUUUCUUCCUUGCAGUUUCUACUUGUGUUUUUUUUCAGAAUAUUUUGGAAAUUAACAUUGUACAUUUAAACAGUGAUAAUUGUAUCUUUUGUUCAUAGAAAUGACACAUUCAUGGUUUUCUGUUUGGUUUGGCCAGUUUGAGUAUGAAGCCAGGCUCACCAUGUAACGGUUAAGAGAUGCUACGGUGCCGGCUGAACUGUUCUAGUGUUAAUGCAUCCGUUUGUAACCAUUAUAACGUUCUCCAUUGAAGUUUGACUCUACUGGCUAAGUGUCUUUUUUCUUUUUAUUAAAAACUGUAGAAUCUUACUUUGACGACACUUUAGGGGUAUUGAGACUUCACAUAGUUUUGCGCCAUUUAGUUACUGGCACCUGCUUUUUGGAGAUUAAACUGCAAACCUGUAAAAAAAAAAACUCCUACGUUGUUUUAGUCCAAUUUUCACAACGUGUUACCCCUCAAACUAUCCUUAUAAAUUAUACAGCUUGUUCUGAUGAGGAGAGCAAUACUUGGAUAGCAAAAGUUAAACUAAAAGCAUGAAAUCUCAGACCCUUGAGUCACAAAAUUAUUUAAAUGGUUUUACAUUUGUCAUCUUGAGCCAAUUUUGCAUUAUGCAUCCAGUUAGUGUUUUAUUGUUGACAAAUAUAUAAUUUAGUAUAACAAUUCAUUUGGUGACUUGUUUUGGUGCUGGUAGAGAGAAAGAUUAAUUUAAGCUGAAAUACUAAGAAUUAAAAGCAUGUAAGCACUCCUCCAGACUUAAGCCCCCAAACACCUGCAUCCCGUGCCCUGUGAGGUUUGAAUCGAUGUUCCCGUGUCUCUGCACAGACGUAAAGGAUCACUCCCGUCCGUCUGCAGUGUUGGACCAGUGUGCUGUUUUGACUGAAGUCCCAAGCACACAGCAUGUCUGUCUGCACAGAGCAGCUUCGGCCUUUUUAUGGAGCUGUCAUGCAGCUUGAGGGAACAGCUGUGGAGCCCCAUCUCACUCCCUCUGCCCUGCCAGAGACCUGAACCUCGGCAAAUGUCAUCAGUCUGUUAAUGCGCUGUUCAACUCCCUGAGCUCGAUGGCGUUGCUCCUUCUACUGGGGUUCAGUCAGUGGUCAUUUCAAAGCAACUCAAGUGUUAAGAUGCAGAAUACUUAUGGACGGAGUUCAGAUGUAUACACUCAAGCCCCGACAGCAUAACUUACAAGAUCAAAAUUAACAGAAAAACAUCUUAAAUUACGAUUCAGUUACUUGACUGAGUGAACUAUUUGGGUGCUCAAAAAAAAAAUAGAUUGCGGCAGCCAUGUUUUUCUACAUUUGAAACACCUGUUAUUUUCAAACUCAAAUAAGAAAAGAUUGUGAUAAGACAUUCACUUCAUUAUGUGCUCACGUCUUAUUCUUGUGCCUCUGCUAUUUUUCACUUUAUUUGGGUAAUUUCUAAGGUUUUUUUAAAGAAGAAAAACAAAGCUUUUGCCUAGCAUCCCUUUAUAUUUGAUGUAAAUCUCACUGAACCUCUAAUUUUUAUUUUCUUAAGCCCAUUUCUUUAUGUAGAUUCUCAAAGGUUAGUGCUUCUUGGACCCCUCUGAGUUAUUCAACAGAAUCAUCCUUUGAGCAAAAUGUUUUUUAGGGAACCGACAACUAACCAGUAUUAGUAUUGUAGGUUUCUCAACCGGUAACCAAACAACAUUGAGAUUUUUGCCUCUGAUGUUAUUAGGCCUUAAUUGCCGCUUACAUUCUCGUAACAUAGUGAACAAUUGAUUUCAGAAAGCCUUUAUUUAAAAUCCAUAAUCAAUUAAUCAUGGUUUUGUGGAAAAUCAGAUUUGUUCAUUCAAUAUCAGUUUUCCUUAACAGGUGUAGCUGCUAAGGGGACCAGUUGAAAACACACAGACUUAAACGGUCAGGUUCUGACCUCAGUCAUGAACUGCAUUAUAACAAGACGCCACUUUGCUAUUAACAUGUGUACUUUAGUACUAUAUUGUAAACCUUGUAUGCCCAUUAUGCUUUCAUCUUUAGGCUUUAAAGAUUAGUAGAUCAAAACCAAGUGAACUCAGAUUAGAUUACCUUUUUAAUUUGAUUUAUUUAUUUAAUGGCAGGACUAUACAUUUAUGUCCCGUUCAAUUUAUUAUUAGUUUAUUUUGAAUGCUGGUAAUUUUUGUUUGAUUGUGUAAAAGUGUGAUUUACAGUUCUGGUGCAUUUAAUUUGCAGUGAAAACAUUUGGCAAUAAUUGUGUGUGUGAAGAAAUCAAUUUGUUUGGUGGAUUUAGGCUUAAAUAGCCCAACAGAUAUAUUUUAUUUCUUACAAAUGAUUUGUUGUAAUAUAUAGCCUAAAAAGUUGCCCUCAUUGGACCCUUGCUAAUUUCCCUAACAUUAUAUACAGUGCUGAAAUUAAUAGUCUACAUAUCUCUAACAAAGACAACAACAGUGCUUACAAUAUAUCCUCCAUUUUCAUUUCAAAACAAUAACAAGCGUUCUGACAAAUAUUGCCAAUAAAGAAUAUACCUCCUUGGCCAAUUCGCCUGAAAUUAAAAUAUGUAGGCCGACAGAAUAAAUAAAAAGAUGCGCU
Messenger RNA from Cyclopterus lumpus (lumpfish), 5252 nucleotides. RefSeq names its product methenyltetrahydrofolate synthetase domain containing (gene mthfsd). The transcript is spliced from 8 exons. Bases 119 to 1528 code for a protein of 469 amino acids. The record is from RefSeq and is a predicted model, not a curated record. Gene Ontology annotation, molecular function: RNA binding. Gene Ontology annotation, cellular component: cytoplasm. Lineage: Eukaryota; Metazoa; Chordata; Actinopteri; Perciformes; Cyclopteridae.